Messenger RNA from Ictalurus furcatus (blue catfish), 7307 nucleotides. It is a transcript of the gene urb1, whose product is annotated as URB1 ribosome biogenesis homolog. The record is from RefSeq and is a predicted model, not a curated record. Gene Ontology annotation, cellular component: nucleolus. The transcript has 41 exons. Gene Ontology annotation, biological process: maturation of 5.8S rRNA from tricistronic rRNA transcript (SSU-rRNA, 5.8S rRNA, LSU-rRNA); maturation of LSU-rRNA from tricistronic rRNA transcript (SSU-rRNA, 5.8S rRNA, LSU-rRNA). NCBI's taxonomy places the organism in Eukaryota, Metazoa, Chordata, Actinopteri, Siluriformes, Ictaluridae. Bases 114 to 6818 code for a protein of 2234 amino acids.
UUGGAUUACCAACUGCCAUAAAACACCAGAAGAAGAAUACACGCAGUUGAAGAAAACCACGUGUUUUUUUCCUCUCCAUGUCUGUUCGUUUUAGACGCGAUCUGGGUUAAAGUAUGACAAAUAAACGUCAAGACACGGAUUUUAAGUCCCUCAUACCAGAGAAGAAAGCUAAAGAAUUUAAAAGCGACUUUAAUGGGACUGUUUUUAAAUCCAUGCUAAAGGAUCCCAGUAAAGCAUUCAAGGCCUUGGAAACCUUCAUACAAACUGCAAAACAACUUCCAUGUGCCAACCUGUAUGAUGUAGUUGAGGGUUAUAUAAAAAUAUCAGCAGAAUGUGCAGAAAUAUUGGCCUUACUAGAGGGGGACACCCAUUCUGAGACCGAGCUGAUGCUGAUAUUUCAGAGCUUGGAGUUGAUUUUGCUGCGGACAGCAAGUGACCUUUCUCAUUUCAAUCUUAUUGGCUCCAGCAUUGUAAAGAAGACUGUUUCAUCACACAUGAAGUUGUUGCAGUCCACUUUGUGUUCAGGGAAUCGUCAGCUUGUCCGACAGUGCCUUUGUUUGAUGACUGUGAUGGUGUCUCAGGGCACGGAAGCAGCCUGUGAAAUCUUCAGCAGUUUGGUCUUCAACAAAACUCUCAGCAGUCUUGCUCGCAUGAGAGACAGAACUGGCCGACCAGACGUUCGCAUGUCCUACAUUCAGUUUGCCCUCUCUUUUCUGAUGUAUGGAGACACUGCAACUAUAGUACAUGUACUGGACACCAAAGAUUUUCUGUCAGAAAUCUUAAAUACAGGGCUAAAAGAAGACAGGAUAUCAACAAUCAGUCUGAUACUAUCUACCUUUCAGACUAAGAUUGUGCAAAAUACUGCUGUGAGCAAAACUCAGAAGUUACAUUUCUUCACUGCUUCCACUUUGACUCUGAUUGCUUCUCUGUACAAAUGGAAUGGCACUGUGGAUAUAGCCACUGAUCAUAGUGUGACUAUGAAUGAACAGGAAGGAGGAAGGCUUCUUGUGAGAGAGUCUGUUCAUAGCUUCCUUCUUGACCUCUGCUGCUCUCGCAAACAUGGUAUCAGCUUCCAUGACCCAAGUCUGGGGACAGCCGGAAGAGCUGGGAAUAUUGUCCUGCUACAGUUUGUGGUGAGCCUUAAGCAGGCCAUUGAGGAUCAAAAAGUGGCUGAGCUGCUUGUCAGCAUUUUGAAGUGCAACCCUGAUAUUCUGCACCGUUACUUUAUUGAAACACAUCUCUGCUUCACUCCGCGCAUGAAAGGAGCCUGGUUGGACAGCAUUGCACUACUCAAGAAAAUCUAUCAGUCCCAGCCUGAGGUGUCCCAGGCAUUCCAGUUGCAAGAGGUGGUUCCUGUCCCUCGUUUCCUCAGCAUGGUUCUAGUUACCUCUCUCCCUCCAGUCUGCAACAAGUCCUUUUUCAAUCAGGGCCUCAAAUUACCCAGUGUGGUGGGGCAGCAUGCUACACUCACUGUGAUAGCUUUUAUCCUAAGAAGAGCUCAGAAGAAUAUGGAGCACAGUCUGAAGAGUCCAGUGUUUGAUAGUUUUGAUGCCCACAGUCUCAAUGCCAAGGAAGAGUUUGCACAGCUUUACAGGGAAGCGCUGAGUAAGGUUUUACCAGACAUCAUGUCCAUUGUAUCAAUUUGGCAGUCACUGUCAAAGAAUGAGAAAAAGGAGGAUGAGGUACAGAUGGCAAAACUAAAAGCAGAGGAGGUUAAAACUCAAGAACAUGGUGAUGAAAAUCAAAAGCUGAUCUUGUUUAAGGCUCUGCUACUGCAGGUGAUGUGCUUAUAUCAUAAAGUUGUUCCACACCUGGUUACUGAAAGCAAGUUUGAUUUCAGUAAACUGUUAAAAGGCAUUGUUUCAGAGAAAGGAAUGAAAGAGGAUGUUCCUCCCAUCCUGCAGUACCAAGUAUUGCAGCUAGCGCUGGAGCUGCCUGCUAACAAGUUUACUUGGUUCCGCUUUCAGGAUGUAGUGGCUCCAGAGUGUGGGGGAUGCAACCGGUCUGUAUUACAUGUGUUGCUAAAGAUGUUUGUCAACAGUAGCAACACUCAUCUGAGGACCACAACUAGGAUGCUCAUCCUUAAGGUCCUGAGAGGAAGUGGUGCAUUUGAGCACAACUGGAAAGAGUUAGAGCUUUGGCUGGAUCACCUGCUUCAUUUGGAGCCUUCUCAACAAGAGACAGUCAUCCAGUUUUUAGACUUGGUUCUGAUGAGGGUGGUAUUUAACCCUUACAUUUACAUGGAUAAAGUUGCAGUUAUGGUGCAAGAGGCCGUGUGUCUUCAGGCUAAAAUGAGAGGACCAGAUAGGAACACUAGCGGUGUUCCCAUAUCACAUAUUGACGAUGUAACUGGUGUAAUCGAUGUCGUAAUAGAGGCCAGUGAAAAGGAUGCUGACAGUGUUGGGCUGUCUCUUACUGAUGACAGCAUCCUCCAGAUAUUCCCCUUCAGUGCUGUCGUGCCUGCUGUGCUGGAGGCCCGGAACAAACAAAAGGCGGCCUUUAUUGAUGAAAAAAGUGUGCUGUGUGAGUACAUAUGUGCAGUACUGUGUGAUAUCCUUCACUCACAGAUGGAUCCACUAGCUCUGUGUUUGACUCUGCAAAACUACGAUGCAGAGCUUCUCUCUUCUGAAAACUUUUCCCCACCUCAUCCCUCAGUUUCUGCCUUCCGCAUGUAUUACUUUAAAUGGCUGUCCCAACUGCAUCAGGAAACACAGUUCAGCCUGGUGCAGUCCACUACUUCUCGACCUGUUUUUGAUUUUUCUGCCUAUUUGAAGGCAUGCUACUGUGAAGGACCUGGCACUUUCCUCCAGGACUCAUUCUGGAAAGGCCUAGAGCAAUCUUUGUCCACCUUAAAGUUGUCUGAUGUUAUUGGGGCUGUCAGUCAAACCCUGAUCUAUCUCAAAUCUUUUGUGGAGACAUUCUGCUCGCUCCCUAGAGAUCAGGCAGUCGAGGUGGUGCGCUGUAUGCUGGAGGUGCUACAUGCUCUGUUUCUAAAACUAUUCAGCAUAGCUGAAACUCCACCCAGCCAGUCAGAACCGCAGGAGGAGGAGGAGAAAGAUUCUUUUCUGGUUAUGAACUUUACAGCUACUCAAGAAGUCAACAAGGAGCAGGUUUUACUUGUUGUGUUCAGGUUGGUGUUCAAGCACCCAGUUUUGCAGCAAUGGUUCUUGGCAGUGGGGCUGGGAGUGAUACCAUAUCUCUCCCUGGACUCGGAGAGAGUGAGGCAGCUCUGUGGUCAACUGACACAGGGUGUCCUCAACCUGCUGAUGUCCUGUGUUGAGACCCUUAGAGCCAUCCAUGCCCUGGAGGUCAUCAGCUCUUACUUGACAGCCAUAAAGCGAGCCUUGCUCAGUGAACUACAACAGAGCAACAGGGGUCUGGUAGAAGAAUCUCAGACUGUUGAAGCCUUCCUGGCAUUGUACGAGUACAUGGAUCCAUCCAAUGUGAGUGAGGUGCUAUCAGCCCUGCUGCUACUGCCUCAGAGCAGCCUGUUGGCUGGUGGUGACAAGAUGAGUUUAUAUGGCCAUGUUGUCCUGACAGUCCUCACCAAGAACAUAUCUCAUGCCCACUCUGGAAACACCACCCACUGUCUCUCUCAGGUGCACUUGCACAGUCUAGCUGCCCUCCACAGCUCCUGCUACAGCGUUCAACUAGAAGAUAUUUUUUUACAGGUGCUGCACAGAGAGCCUGGCUGUGCUAAACUGAUUCCCACUGAUGUUCUUCUCCACUGCCUCCAGUCCAGUUCUUCUCUAGAACUUGCAGCCCUACUGGUGCAGAACUGCUCCACUCACUGUUUAGCCUUUGAACUCUGGUGCCUAGAACAGACCGACCUUGCACACAUCACAGCUGAGAACAGUAGCUUCCUUUCACUGCUGAGCAGCUACCUUCAGAAAGUUACAACUGAAGACCCCUGCAGACCUAAAGACAUUCAAAAGGCAGUGAUGCAGAUGCUGACCAAAGCUAUGCUGUCUGAGUUGUCAAGCUCAGUGCUAAAGGUUGAUGCUCAUGUGCCUUUGGAACUGUGUGUGGAGCUGCUCUCCGGCCUCAUCCCACUGGGAGCUAUGGCUUCUGAUCUCGCUCAACUAAUACAUGAUUUGCCUGUCCUCCUUGAGAAUCCGGAAACUAGUGACCAAAGGUGGCAGUUGGCAGACUUAAUAACUGAGAAGUUGAUGAGUACACCAGAGCAACUGCAGUGGAGGAAAUCUUUGCUAACUUCUGCCCUCCGCUGGUUGUCAACAACUUAUAAGGAGCACAAGAAGCCACAUAUUAAAACUGAGGAGGCCAUGUUGCAGAGACUGAAGACACUGCAGAUCUCUCCAGAGAAUAUUACAGAUUUCGACUGGAACGUCUUUGUUAAGUCAGGUUUAAAAUAUCGUUACAAAGACAAAAUGUUCCUAUGCACCCUGAACUCUUUGUUGGAGCCAAUGUAUAGAAGUGCGUUAACUUCUAAAGGAUUAUUGCCCAUAGAAACCCUCCACAUGAUGGUGACUAGUCAUUCUCUCUUCUUGCCCACAAUGCUGGUAUCCCAGGAUGACACAGACGGUAGUCUUUACUCUAAGGAGGCAUUGAUAACCCUCCUGCUCACCUUGGUGAAAAAAUGUCCUGAGGUGUGCAAAAGCAAUCAUUUUCAUGUUCUGCUUGGAGCGUAUGGAGCUACAUUGAGCUAUACAGAUCAGAAAAUGCUACUGCUGCUUAAAGAAUAUGAGAACAACAGCAUGAGUUUGAUGGAAUUUCAGUACUUGCUAUGGGGUCAAGCUGCAGUGGAGCACCACAAAGCUCGGAAGAGCCUGGGUCCAUCUCUAUGGCAACAGCUCAGCUCUGAGCCACUUUUGGACCAACUGGUUGCAGACAGGAUGCUAUAUACUGUUGCACACUUUCCACUACACCGGUGUCUUUUCCCACAGGAGAAUGAAGAGUUGACCAUAGAAGAGAAAAAUGGCUCUGCUGAUAUCUGUUUUUACGAUCCUUCCUUCCUUUUACCCUUGUUCAGCUUCAUUGUCCGCCCAGAGUCUUUGUUAGAUUGCCGAAAGUUUGUAUGCAGUCAUGCUCUGGGCCUUACAGUAGUGGCUCUGAGUAGCUAUGAUCACAAAAUGAGGGCUGCAGCCUACCACGUCUUGGGUUUAUUCUACCAGCAUUUGGAAUCUGUUCAUUUCAAAGAGAAAAAACAGCUGCUUUAUUUGCUGGAUACACUCAGGAAUGCGAUUCAAAAGCAGAAUCUCAGAGUCUCUUUUAUGCAUGCUUCCUACAUUGCAAAAGUGGUUCAGCAGAUUCUGAGACCUGAGGAGCACAUGUACCUGGUGAUCAGUAAAUUUCUUUUGGGAACCCAGUAUGUGGAUCUUAAAAGGGUUCCAGACUUCUUCAGACUUUUCUAUAGCUUUGAUUUAGAGCAUAAACUGGAGAGGGACUGGCUGUUAAAAGUGCUGGAAGAAGGUAUGAGAGAUGGGCUCUGCUAUGAGAUAUGUGAACAGCAAAGCAUCUUCCAUACACUGCUGGGCUUCUGUAGCAGCCCACUCUGUGACCGGCCUGUACAGAUUAUGAAUAUACUCGGGGAGACUGCUCAUCUCCCCAAAGCAUCUUAUGAUUUUAGCCAGGCUCAUGGAAUCCUAACAUGGAUAUUACAACUCACAGAAAGGAGCAGGAAUGUUGACAGAACGAUGCUGACUGUUGUGAUAGGACUGCUCCAUACUCUGUGGUUCUCUAUCCUUGGCAAGACCGACAGUAGGGUACAGUGGAGCAGUAGAGCAGACAAGCAAAUAAACAGUUUAGGCAAAUGCCUCACUUUUUCUCUUAUCAGUGACUUCCUGUGUGCCCUGCUCUCAGUCAUUAGAUACCUCAGAACUGGAGUGGAACCAUAUGAUGUGGAACGUUUUCUGCAAAUGCUGGAUUCUGUGCUGAAGCUUCAUGGCACUUCACUGAGUGGUAGCAGAGAUACAAACUGGCUGCAUCCCCAGACACUAUCCUGCUCAGCCGCACUCACCCUACUUCACUGCUGGGGAACACUGGCCUCUGAUACCACACUACUCUGUGGCCUUCAAGACCUUUUCACCAUGCACAGCAUUAAAGUAGUACAUGGAGCAUGGCAGGGUGAUCUGCAAGGAACAGUCCGUUGCAAAGAUAGACAUACAGAGAAAUAUGUGCAGUCUUUGAUGAAAUGCAAACCCCUCCUGCUGAGUGUUCUCACACACUGGGAGCCAUGGGCUAUCCUAUCUAAUCAGUCUGACCAAAACCUUAACCCAGCACCUGUAUUGCCACCCAACAACUCUUACAGUCAUUCUGAUAAAAGCCCCAGUCUUAUGACUGCAACUGCCCACGCACUCAUCAAGUGGACCCUCAGGACUUUAUCCGAGAUGCCUUUUGAUGAAUAUCACACUUUUGCAACCUUGAAAUGGUUGGAAAAAGUUAUAGUGCCCCAUGAACCCAUUGCAAAGUCUUUGAUAACUGAUGAAUUUGUGAGGGUUGACCUCUUAAGACUGUACCACCAGACAUGUGAAUUCAGAGUGCAGGAACAAAGCACUUUCAAACUGGACACUCUUCAGCUUUUCACCAAAAUUAUGGUGUGCUUGUUGGAGGUUGAAAAUGCUCUUCACACAAAUGUGAUAAAAGCAUGCUUGUACUCAACUGCUGAUGAUCUAGUGAAAAGAGAAGCAGGCCUGAAGCUAUUGUCCUUGUACCUUCCUGAGAUCUGGAGUGGAGCCAUGGUGCCUCAGUUACUCCUGACACAUGCCCAGCUGAUAACCAGAGGGCGAAAGAACUCCAAGAAAAAGUCCAGAACACCCAUUAUGCAAAUUUGUGAAGAUAUUCUGUCUGCAGUGGACUAGUCUGAAUUUUGUAAUCAUAAAUAUUUUGCAAGACUUUGGAGCUGAAAAGGGUUUUGUAAAGUACCAUGUAGAAAGAUUACAAUUGUAUGUGACUUUGAAUUUAAGAAUUUUGCUGGAAUCCAUUACCUGCAUAAACAUAUCAGUAAUUUGUAGAUGAAGUCAUUAGAAGAUAAUCGUCAAAGUUAAUAGCUAUGUGGCCUAUUUGGUAAUUUUUAACCUGGUUUAGUAGGUUUGUAUAUUAGGUUCCAUGCCUGAGGGACAGGUCUUACAACUUGCAGGCAAAGGAUAUAGCAAUAUCUUAUUUUGAUAUUAACAUGAAAUGGGAUAAACAAAUUUUGAAUAAAAUUAGCUAUUUGAUUGUUUUCACACAUGUUUAACUAAGCUUUGGCUUUUUCUGCAUUUUGGCUUUUUUUCUAUAAUAUUUAUAUCAUUGUGUCUUGUAUUAUUUUGUCCUUGCAAUAAAAUAAAAAUAAUAGAAAAUGUGGAUUA